AUGCUCCCGGACAUUGAGGAACUGACCCCGGAAUGUAACAUUGACGAAGCUAAUGUCGUAGUUCCGGGUGUCACAACUCCAGAGAUGAAAGCCAAGAUGAGAGGAAUCCUGAAACGCCACCGCAGCAUCUUCCUGGGAGACGGCAACGCGGCUCCAGUCCUGGCUAGGGGCGUGGUGUGUGAUAUCGACAUUGGUGAAGCAAAACCAGUGGCUUUACGUGCGAGGCAGAUUUCCGCACCUUUCUUGGUGAAGGUGUUCGAACUCCUGUUGAAGUUGCUGGAGGCGGAACUCAUUGAGCAUUCAGAGUCCGAGUGGUCAUCAUCUAUUGUGAUUGUGCUGAAGAAAACGGCAUAG
Molecule: messenger RNA, 354 nt
Organism: Phytophthora megakarya
Lineage: Eukaryota; Oomycota; Peronosporomycetes; Peronosporales; Peronosporaceae
Source: the annotation of a GenBank genome assembly